Messenger RNA from Lotus japonicus, 2990 nucleotides. Its product is annotated as subtilisin-like protease SBT1.7. The coding region runs from base 121 to 2439 and encodes 772 amino acids. The record is from RefSeq and is a predicted model, not a curated record. Lineage: Eukaryota; Viridiplantae; Streptophyta; Magnoliopsida; Fabales; Fabaceae. Gene Ontology annotation, molecular function: serine-type endopeptidase activity. The transcript is spliced from 3 exons. Gene Ontology annotation, biological process: proteolysis.
UCUGCCUGGUUACAACACUCCAAUCAUACAUACUCAAAUCCCUGCAUCUCUGAAGGCAAAACCAGAGGAACCAAACGAUUCAAUUUACCAAAACUGCUCGAGACACAGCAUAGAAAUCAGAUGAAGAUGCCAAUUUUCCAGCUCCUUCAAUCUGCUUUGCUUCUUCUGCUAAUUUUCUGCAGCAGCUACACCAUAGCAGAAAAGAAAACAGCACAGCAAGCAAAAAAAACAUACAUAAUUCACAUGGACAAGUCCACCAUGCCAGCAACUUUCAACGAUCACCAACACUGGUUUGACUCUUCACUCCAAUCAGUAUCAGAAUCCGCAGAGAUUCUCUACACUUACAAACACGUAGCUCACGGUUUCUCCACAAGGCUAACUGUCCAAGAAGCAGAAACACUUGCAGAACAACCAGGGGUUCUCUCUGUUUCCCCUGAAGUCAGGUACGAGCUCCACACAACCAGAACCCCAGAGUUCCUCGGGUUGCUAAAGAAAACCACAACUUUAUCACCUGGCUCUGACAAGCAGAGUCAGGUGGUUAUCGGGGUGCUCGACACCGGUGUGUGGCCCGAGCUGAAAAGCUUGGACGACACUGGUCUCAGCCCGGUGCCGAGCACUUGGAAAGGCCAGUGUGAAGCUGGAAACAACAUGAACUCAUCAAGCUGCAAUAGGAAACUCAUUGGAGCAAGGUUUUUCUCCAAAGGGUAUGAAGCAACUCUUGGACCCAUUGAUGUAAGCACAGAAUCAAGAUCAGCGAGGGACGAUGAUGGACAUGGAAGCCACACUUUAACAACAGCAGCAGGCUCUGCAGUCGCGGGAGCUAGCCUCUUUGGGCUAGCUUCCGGGACUGCGAGAGGAAUGGCCACACAAGCGCGUGUUGCAGCUUAUAAGGUGUGCUGGCUAGGUGGGUGCUUCUCCUCCGACAUAGCUGCUGGAAUCGACAAGGCCAUUGAAGAUGGUGUUAACAUCAUAUCAAUGUCUAUUGGGGGAAGCUCAGCGGACUAUUUCAGAGACAUCAUUGCAAUUGGAGCUUUCACUGCCAAUUCCCAUGGGAUUCUAGUGUCCACUUCUGCAGGAAACGGUGGACCAAGUCCUUCAAGCCUUUCCAACACAGCACCAUGGAUAACCACUGUGGGUGCUGGAACCAUAGACCGUGAUUUCCCUGCAUACAUCACACUUGGAAACAAUAUCACACACACCGGGGCUUCUCUUUACAGAGGAAAACCCUUGUCUGAUUCUCCUCUGCCACUUGUCUAUGCUGGUAAUGCUAGCAACUUCUCUGUUGGGUAUCUUUGCUUACCAGAUUCUCUAGUUCCUUCAAAGGUUUUAGGCAAAAUUGUGAUAUGUGAGAGAGGAGGGAAUGCAAGGGUGGAAAAGGGUCUAGUGGUGAAGAGGGCUGGAGGGAUUGGUAUGAUCUUAGCAAACAAUGAAGAAUUUGGGGAAGAGCUGGUUGCUGACUCUCACCUCCUCCCUGCAGCAGCUUUGGGCGAAAGAUCCAGCAAAGCUUUGAAAGACUAUGUUUUCUCCUCUCGCAAUCCCACAGCAAAACUUGUGUUUGGAGGCACCCAUUUGCAGGUUAAGCCUUCCCCAGUGGUUGCAGCUUUCAGCUCUAGAGGGCCAAAUGGCCUAACACCAAAGAUCCUCAAACCAGACCUCAUAGCUCCUGGUGUCAACAUCCUAGCUGGGUGGACUGGAGCAAUUGGACCAACAGGUUUACCAGUUGACACAAGACAUGUGAGCUUCAACAUCAUAUCAGGAACCUCCAUGUCAUGCCCUCAUGUGAGUGGCUUAGCUGCAAUCCUCAAAGGAUCUCACCCUGAAUGGAGCCCUGCUGCUAUAAGGUCUGCACUCAUGACCACGUCUUACACAGCUUACAAAAAUGGACAAACCAUUCAAGAUGUUGCAACUGGUAAACCUGCCACACCCUUGGAUUUCGGAGCCGGACACGUGGACCCUGUUGCUUCCCUUGAUCCUGGUUUGGUCUAUGAUGCAAAUGUUGAUGACUACCUUGGCUUCUUAUGUGCCUUGAACUAUACUUCACUAGAGAUCAAGCUUGCUUCUAGGAGGGACUUUAAAUGUGAUCCAAAGAAGAAGUACAGGGUGGAGGAUUUCAAUUACCCUUCUUUUGCUGUUCCUUUGGAAACUGCUUCUGGUAUAGGGGGUGGUUCUCAUGCACCAAUUACUGUGAAAUACUCUAGGACUCUCACUAAUGUGGGAACUCCAGGAACAUAUAAAGCUUCUGUGUCUUCUCAGUCACCAUCGGUGAAGAUUGCGGUUGAACCACAGAUACUUAGGUUCCAGGAACUGUAUGAGAAGAAGAGCUACACUGUGACAUUCACAAGCAAUUCAAUGCCUUCUGGUACUAAGAGCUUUGCUUAUCUGUAUUGGUCUGAUGGCAAGCAUAGGGUUGCUAGCCCAAUCGCGAUCACAUGGACAUAGUGACUUGAUACCUUCUGCUUCUCUUUCGUGUGAAUCAAUUUUGCGGCUCAGAAGCUACAAAGAAGCAUCUCCCCUGAAUUGAUUCUGGCUUUAGAAUCAAUUGUAGAAGGAUUUUCAAACACGCACUAAGUCGUUAAUUUUAUAUCUAACGAUGUGAAAGAACUUAGAACUUGGUCAAUAAGUUCAUAUGAGGAAGUGAAAUUUGGGAUAUAAGCUUUUACAGACCAUGGUUCAAAAAUCAGAUGAAAUGAUGAUGGAGACAAGUUUAGCUAGCUUGCAAACUCGGCUAGAUGAAAGCUUGAAUCAGCUCUGUUUUCAGGUCCAGCAUGUUUCAUAAGAUUUUUACUUUAAAGUUUAAUCUUUUAUAUAAAGGGGUUGUCUAAUUCACCCCAACUUAUUAAAUAACCUAUCCUGAGUGGAUCAAUGUAAUUAAGAUAAUGUAUUGAAAAUGGACAUGGUGGAUCAUAUUAAAAAUUGGUCCAAUAAUGAACCAUACUCUUACUUGUUUUAAAAUGUAACAUUCAGUACAUCUGUACAUGUUAAAUUCAAUA